Molecule: messenger RNA, 1062 nt
Organism: Rotaria socialis
Lineage: Eukaryota; Metazoa; Rotifera; Eurotatoria; Philodinida; Philodinidae
Source: the annotation of a GenBank genome assembly
AUGGACACUGCUUACGAUAGUGAAUCAGGUUUUUCCGAAAAUGAAGUUCAUGGAGCACGAAUAGCAUUUUUUCGUGAUUGCCCAAAUGGAAGCUGUUCGAAACAAAAAUUUCUUACUUUUAUACGUAAAUCAUGUGUACAAAAAAAACGCAGCCCAUCGAAUAUUCGUAUUAUAAAUUUUUUAAAAGAUUAUCGCCACUGUAAAAAAUUCUUUUCUAUGAUGUUUGAUGUCUACGAUCGGAAUCAUGAUGGGCAGUUAGAUUUUGAUGAAUAUAUUUAUGCAUUAUCAGCAAUAACAGGUGCCAAUCGUUUACGUACAAUUGAAACAUUAUUUAAAUUUUUCGAUAUUGAAAAUCAAGGUUUUAUAACUCGAAAAGAAUUUGAUUCGAGAAAAAAAUUAGCAGCACAAUUUCUUGGCCAAUAUAAACCUGGCAUCACGGAUAAUUUAUAUGAAAAAGCAUUUAGUACCAUGGAUACAAAUAAAGAUGGAUUUAUAUCAAAAGAAGAAUUCAUUCAAUGGCAUUUACAAGACCAUUCAAUGUCACAGGGUGAUAAAUCUAUAAAAAAGAGACCGCGUUUAUUAAGAAUUUCAACGACACCCUUAAAUAUCAAUGGUCAAAUAAAAACAUCAUCGUUACAGGGCAAAGAUAAACAUUCCAUUGAUCUGUGGUUAGAAGCGACAGCAGAUACUACUAAUCAUGCACAAGAAUUGUCCUCGACAAACAAUAUUGAUCGACAUUUAUUGGAAAUAUUUUAUCGAGCUCGUCGUCGUUUUCAACAAGCAAGAAUCCGAAUGAAUGAUAAUCAAUCAGAUUCCGGUGUUUUUACUCAUUCAUCAUCAGCAACAACUUUAACUGACAGUGAAUUUGAUGCAAACAGUUUCUUUGACAUAAAUAAUCAAGAUGAUUGCCAAUCGAACUUAAAUGAUGAUACUGAUGAGGAAUUUCUAUGUCAAUCAUUAGAAAAUGCUUUGAUGGAAACAUUACUUGAAUUGAGACAAAAGAGAUCAAACAAUGAUACAUCGAUUGAAAACAAUGGAAAAAUUGAAUUAACUCGAUUCUAA